GGAAGCGCGCCGCACCACGCCACCUCCCGUCAUCACAAGUAGUAACGCGCUUAGAAUGAAAUGUUUUAAAGCCGGUUUCAGACACGAGAACGACGCCGGGCUGCAGGUUUAAUUAGAAAGCAGGAUUUUAAGCAGGGUGAAUGUUAAGGAUUUAUAAUAGAGAAAGAAUUAAGAGAGCGUUAACAUCAUCAUGGUGGCGGGUGAGAUGAUUCAGGAACCAGUGAGACAUGGAGUCGACACACCUACGUGUGCGGAUCAGUACGACAUUGUCGCGGACUGUGAUGUCAAAGUGCCCGUGAAUGAAGAGAAGGAGCUUAGUGAGAUCCACGCCAUGCUUCCCGGAGCGCAAACACGUCUCCAGACUCACGUGUACCGCCGGCGCUUCGCAGUGCUCAGCAUCUUCAGUCUGUAUUCUCUGAUCAACGCCUUCCAGUGGAUCCAGUACAGCAUCAUCUCUAACAUCUUUAAACAGUACUACGGCGUGACGAACGUGAUGAUAGACUGGCUUUCGAUGGUGUAUAUGGUGGCGUACAUCCCGCUUAUCUUCCCCGCUACAUGGCUGCUGGACCGCAAAGGGUUGCGUGUUACAGCGCUGCUCGGCGCCGGUCUCAACUGCGCAGGCGCGUGGAUCAAGUGCGCGAGCGCUGGACCCGGGCUCUUCUGGGUCACCAUGACAGCACAGGUCGUCUGCUCUGUGGCGCAGGUCUUUAUCCUCGGCCUGCCGUCUAGAAUCGCGUCCGUGUGGUUCGGCCCGAGAGAAGUGUCCACUGCCUGCGCCACAGCCGUGCUGGGAAACCAGUUGGGUGUAGCUAUAGGGUUUCUGCUGCCUCCUGUCCUGGUCCCCAACACACCAGAAGAUAAAGAACAGAUGGGCCACAACAUAAGCAUCAUGUUCUAUGGGACAGCCGCUGCCUCCACUCUGCUCUUCAUUUUAACCGUCAUUUUCAUUCAGGACAGACCCUCUUUACCCCCGAGUCAGGCUCAGGCGGUGUUGCCCACAGACCUGGCAGAUGAUUAUUCCUAUAAGCAGUCUAUCAUUAAUCUGUUCAAGAGCAAACCCUUCAUCCUGCUGUUGCUAAGUUAUGGCAUCAUGACUGGAUCGUUCUACUCCGUGUCCACUCUGCUCAACCAGAUGAUCAUCACUUACUAUGAGGGAGAGGAGCUGAACGCAGGCAGGAUCGGACUCACCCUGGUCGUGGCUGGAAUGGUCGGCUCCAUCCUGUGCGGUCUGUGGCUGGAUCACACCAAAACAUACAAAAUGACCACGCUGAUUGUCUACGUCCUGUCCUUCCUCGGCAUGCUGGUGUUCACCUUCACGCUGGAUCUCGGCCAUCUCCUCCUCAUCUUUUUCACUGGAGGAGCUCUGGGGUUCUUUAUGACCGGGUAUCUGCCCAUUGGGUUCGAGUUUGCAGUUGAAAUCACGUACCCAGAGUCUGAAGGCACGUCGUCUGGGCUUCUAAAUGCCUUCGCUCAGUUGUUUGGGAUCAUUUUCACAUUGAUUCAGGGAAAGCUCACCACACACUACAACCCACUGGCUGGAAACCUAUUCCUGUGCGCCUGGAUAUUCAUCGGAAUCAUUUUAACAGCGUUAAUCAAAUCCGAGCUGAAAAGACACGACGUCAACAUGGGAAACGGUAACUGUCAGGCGGUUCCUACUGAGUGUCCUGUGGAUAAGACAUCCAAUGGAUUGUCACGUGAGACAACACUGUAAAGCAGAGACUGUGCUGGACUUCUUCACCUCCAUCAGCUCUCUCUCUCUCUCUCACACACGCGCACACACACACACCUUACUUGAAUCUGUAAUUCCUUAAGGAGUUGCUGAAACUGCUGAGUAAGCGUUAAUGUCGUUUUCUGUAUUUGUCUGUUUAGUGCUAAAAAAAUUCCUCACUUUUUAUAAUCAUGUUUUUUUUAAGGAAUUUAUUUAUUUAUUUAUUUGGUGGUUCAGUUGCUUUAGUGACAUAACUUCACUAAACAGUCCUGUGGAAGCUUCAAGAAAUCUUUGUCCAAUUAAGACAUUGAACAUCGUACUUACUGACUGAAAAGAAACUUACUGACCUUUUGAUUAGAACAGUCGUCCAAUCACAGUGGAUCAGACUGGAAAAUUCUGAAUGAAUUAUAUUUAUAUUUCAUUAUAAAUAUGUAUUGUUUCCCCCAUGAUGAUGAAGAACGUUUUAAAAACGCUGAGCGUUAAACGUACAAGAUAAUCUUUUUAUUUUUUAAAUGAGUAAAUUAUUUUUGGAGACACAGCGCUUGAUCUUCGUCGCCUCUUUAACUAAAACCUGCAUAGUUAAAAUAAAAACCCAGUGUCACUUUUUAAUCAUUUGUUCUGUCCUGCAGGAAAGAAAACCCCCUAAAAUACAAUAAAUUGUUAUUUAUUAAUAUAUAUUCGUGUUAACGGCACUAGAGAGCGUCUUUAUCCCCGACUUGUUUACAUAAAAUCUUUUAUGGCCUUUUUUUCUUCACCAAUUUUUUGGUCCGUUCUUUGUGUUAAGUGAGCGAGAUAAGAGCCAGUGAUUAGCACAUGAUGACUGAACAGUUAAAGCACACGAUUUCCACCCUGUAUGAAGCGCAGAGUGCCGUAGUCACUGUGAAGGAGUUUAAUUACAGGACACAUGGUCGUGUGUGGAUGUGGCAACAGACGGAGCUGAGCCACGUGACCACGUGUUCGAGAUGCACAUCUUUUUAAACAAUCCUGAAGUGUAAAUAAAGUGCAAAUGUUAUAAUUGCGAAUGUUGAUUAGCAGAUCUGAUCUGCAGCACGAUGCAGCCUCGUGCGUUUCACACCAUUUUUACAGACUUUAGAGUCGUUAUAAAACAUGUUUGGAUCAAUUCUACUUCUGAUUUCUAUAAAGCGAAUUUCUGUGGCACGUUUUAACGUCGAUAAACUUGUCAUGGUAGAAUUUAGCAUUAAUGUGGUUUUGUCGGGUUUGUAACGGCAGCCCUGAAGAGAUGUCUGAACCAAUUCCUCCUUUAAAACAGCACAACUCUAUUGUUGUUUACUGACACAUUCUAAAGUUGUAUAAUUCUGUUUUUUUUUUUGUUUUUUUUAAACAGAAACGUGGCACAUUUGUAACACCAUGUUUACGACUUUUUUUUAGAACCAAAUUUUGUAUCGUAAACGACUGCAUAUUUAUGUCCGUCUGUUAUUUAUUCGUCUGCAGUUUAAUAUGUCGGUUUGAGCGGAGCGACUAAUGUGAUGAUGAUUACCAACAUGCUGUAGUUUCGCUUGUUACCUUCAGUCUGUUGUGUAAUUCAUGUCAUCUGGCAAACAUCUGGAAGCUGGCCUGCUGAGGAUUCAGUACUGCUGUGGAACACCAUCACUGACGUUGGACUCAGAAGCGUGUGCUGAAUCUUUCGUGUCGUGCUCGUUUUGAUUAAGAUCUCGUUCAUCGCCAUAAUCUGCUGUUCAGAUCUCUGUAACUGAAGACUAGUAAUUUAUGAUGACUCCAUCUCUCUGGCCUCCAAGAGGUCAUCU
Molecule: messenger RNA, 3474 nt
Organism: Tachysurus vachellii
Lineage: Eukaryota; Metazoa; Chordata; Actinopteri; Siluriformes; Bagridae
Gene: flvcr1
Product: FLVCR choline and heme transporter 1
Exons: 10
Coding region: 191-1711 (506 amino acids)
Biological process (GO): erythrocyte differentiation; heme export; mitochondrial transport
Cellular component (GO): membrane; mitochondrion
Molecular function (GO): heme transmembrane transporter activity; heme binding
Source: RefSeq, a predicted model, not a curated record